AUGUCUCCUGCAGCAGCUGAACCAGCAGCAGAUGGCGUUCAGCGAGACAGGCAUGUCAGCAUACUCAUUUUCUUCCUGUUCGUCUUUGGUGCCAUCCUGCUGUUUGUGGGAGUUCUGCUCUCCAUCUUUGGGUUCCAGGCGUGCCAGUACAAACCCCUCCCAGACUGCAGCAUGGUGCUGAGGGUCGCCGGGCCUGCGUGUGCCGCAGUUGGGCUCGGGGCCGUGAUCCUGGCCCGCUCCCGGGCUCUGCUUCAGUUCCGGCAGGGGCGCCGGAGAGGCCACCGGGCAGACCCCGACCGACCCUUCAUCUGCGGGGAGAGCCGCCAGUUUGCCCAGUGCCUCAUCUUUGGGUUUCUGUUCCUGACCAGCGGCAUGCUCAUCAGCAUACUGGGCAUUUGGGUCCCUGGCUGUGGCUCAGACUGGGAGCAGGAGCCGCUGAACGAGACAGACACUGCCGACGAGGAGCCCCAGAUCUGUGGAUUCCUGUCCCUGCAGAUCAUGGGACCCUUGAUUGUGCUCAUGGGACUGUGCUUCUUCGUGGUCGCCCAUGUUAAGAAGAGAAACAACUUGAACGAGGGCCAGAAUGCCCCUGAAAGCGAAGAGAGACAGACCCAGAACACGGAGCCUGUGCAGGUCACUGUAGGUGACGCCGUGAUAAUAUUCCCGCCCCCUCCGCCGCCCUACUUCCCUGAGUCUUCAGCUUCUGCCGGGACCAGAAGUCCAGGAGCGGACAGUGUGCUUCCAAAUGAAAGUCCGCCUUCAUAUUACAGUAUUUUUAACUAUGGCAGGACCCCAGCUCCUGAGGGCCAAGGCACAGCUUCUGAGAGAGAGCGUGUAUCCAUCUAUACCAUCUCGGGGACUCCUUCAUCCUCUGAGACCUCCCACACUCCACAUCUCUCGUCUGAAUUGCCUCCCAGAUACGAAGAAAAAGAAUCUGCUGUAGCCACAUCCUUGUCUCCCUCUUCUCAGCCUUCCCCACCAUGA
Pipistrellus nathusii (Nathusius's pipistrelle) is the source of this 984-nucleotide messenger RNA. The record is from the annotation of a GenBank genome assembly. NCBI's taxonomy places the organism in Eukaryota, Metazoa, Chordata, Mammalia, Chiroptera, Vespertilionidae.